This is a messenger RNA of Puntigrus tetrazona (Sumatra barb), 2161 nucleotides long. RefSeq lists its product as uncharacterized. The coding region runs from base 179 to 1684 and encodes 501 amino acids. The record is from RefSeq and is a predicted model, not a curated record. Lineage: Eukaryota; Metazoa; Chordata; Actinopteri; Cypriniformes; Cyprinidae. Gene Ontology annotation, molecular function: GTP binding. The transcript is spliced from 4 exons.
CCACACAGACACACUUGUGGUAUGAGCACAAGAACCAACAAUGCUUACGGAUUCAUAAUUUAUAUAAAAAGAAAGAAAGAAAGAAAAAAUCUGAGACUGACAGUGAGAAAAAAAGAAAUCCACUUCAGAAAGACAGCGAAGUGAACAUCAAGUACUUCAAACUCCCAAUCUGUGACGCAUGAUGAAGGCAGAAGGGGACUCUGAUUGUCAUGACAACUGUACAGCUCAAACAGAAAUAAAAGUCAUUAUAAUAGGUAGCAAAGGAGAAUACAAAUGCAUUGCAGCUAAUACCAUCCUUAGUCAUACUAAAUGGAAAGUGGGUAAAGAGAUAGUCAAGAGUGAAAUGAAACAAAGUACAAAUCAGAACAGGUCUGUUACUUUGGUAAUGACACCAGGAUGGUGGAAGAGUUUCACACUGGCAGAGAGUACAAAGUAUAUACAGAUGGAGAUUGUGCACAGUUUAAAACUGUGUCCUGAUCCACAUGCCUUUCUUCUAGUCAUCAAUCUACAUGAAACAUUCACAGACAUGCACCUAAAGAGUCUGGUGGAGCACAUGGAGAUUCUUGGUGAGCAGAUCUGGAACCACACCAUCGUUCUGCUCAUGUAUAUUAACACAAAGAAGAGAGAUGUAGAUAACAAACAGCUGAUUGAGAGAGCAGGGACAGAGCUUAAUAUUCUUAUACAAAAGUGUGGGAACAGAGUUCAGGUUUUCAAUUAUACUGACAGCAAGGGAAUAAAUGUGGAAGAACUGUUUCAUGAGAUAGAGAGACUGAUAGCAGGGAACAAAGGACAGUGCUUACAAAUUAACAACAAACAGUUUGAAGAUAUAGAGGAAAAGAGAAACACUGUGAAGAAGCAAGCAAAGGAGAGAGAGAACGAAGUAAAAACAAAGAUGCAAACCUUAAAAGAACUUCUAACAGAGAGAAGUUGUGGUUAUCCAGAGUUAAGGAUUGUUCUGAUGGGUGGCAGAUUUGUUGGGAAGACCUCAGUGAUGGACACCAUCCUGAAAAUCGAACAAGAGUUUAGCAACUCCAAAAAGUGUGUGAUGAGGGAUGGAGAGGUUGACAAGAGAAAAGUCAUUUUAAUUGACACUCCUGGAUGGUGGCCGUACGCGUCUGUAAAGGAGACUUCAGAGUCAGUCAAGCAGGAGAUCAAGUCAAGUGUUAGUAUGUGUUCACCAGGACCUCAUGCAGUUUUGCUGGUUCUGCAGUCUGGUGUCGCCUUCACUGAAGCUCAAAGGAGGUCUGUCAAGGAGCACAUGGAGCUCCUGGGUGGAAAUGUCUGGAAGUACUGUAUAGUGGUGUUCAGUGGGGGUGACUGGAUGGGAACCUCCACUAUUGAAGAACACAUUGAGAGUGAAGGAGAAGCUCUGCAGUGGCUGAUCAAUAAAUGUGGAAACAGGUAUCACGUACUGAACUACAUGGAGCAGGACGAUAGAGAACAGGUGAGAGAGUUGAUGGAGAAAGUGGAGAUGAUGGCAAGAGAAAACAAAGAGCUCCUGACACCUGUAGAAGCAGGAAUGGAGGAGACCGACAGCGGUUGUGGAUCUAACUGGUCAGAGCAAGACAAGUUAGAGAGAGGAAGCUUUAAUCUGGAUCCACCUCUUAUGCAUGCUGACUACGUCACAAAAUGGCUUGAAAAAAACGAAACUGUGUCUAACUACAGGACCUUAUCAGAAAUUUAGCCGACAUAUCAGUCAAAAGAUAUUUCAGAAGACAUCAUAAUAAAUUAAGAUAUCUGAUGAUUUUUAGAGGGGCAUGAAAUACUCACAACCAAGUAAUAAGGGCAGGAUGGUAUUUCAUUGACUUGCACAUGUAAGUUUUGUUUAAAAUUGUAAACAUGGGCUUGACUUUUGUUUUCACCAUUACUAUUUAAACUAUUAGCACAACCUCAUUACAAAUCUACUCAUAUUAUUUUUAAUGUUCAAUGUUCAAUCAUAUUAUGGGUCUAAACUAAUUGUAAGUGAUCUUUGGAAAACGUUUUUUAGUUUAUCAAUCUAUUUUACAUUGAAGUAUCUAUUGACAUAAAUUUAAUUUGUGACUGAAAAUACACCUGUGCAAUUGAUUAUAUAUUGUAGAUUGUAUAUAUUUGCUCCAACAAUGGAGUGCUGGACCUUUGUAUAAUUUGUUCUUUUAAAUAAAAUAAAUUCAGACAACAAAUA